AUGCUCCUGUUCGAGAGUAUUUUCGGUGCUGUCCUCAAGGCGGGGUGUGCAGCGGUGCCGGUCUGCAAGACCAAGUGCCUCGUGCAUGGCACCUGCCACCUCGCCAUUGCACACGGGCCCCGCCGCAGCAGAGCUGCCCUCGCCCUCGCCACUGGUGGCGCCAUCCUGUGGGCUACCAUCACAAUCCAGCGCUUUAAGGUCAGAAAUCACACAGACGGGCAAGAUCGCAGUGAGGGACAGACGGCGAGGGCUGGUGGGAGGCAGUGGGUGGUCGGAGAGGGACGGAUGGGACAAGUAUUGAUGCGUGUUGGGCUGUGUGUGUGCAGGAGCGCAUUAUGCGGGCCAUGGAGGGCCUCUUCGACCAGCGUGAGGGCCGCCCUCAGCCCCACACCCCCCCAGCACACCCACAAGAUCGCCGCCAACUUCAAGAAGAGGCUCCUCGGCCGCGUGAGUAUCCCCAAGCCGAACGCAUCACACUUGGAAUUACAUGAGUGUUCUGUGUGUAUCGUGCAGGCAUCACGUUUGGCGGUUCUCCGCGGUUGCUGGCCAUCGAAAAUGGGCCACGACCACUCGCCAUCGAGGACUCGCCAAGACGACCGGUGAGGACACAUGAUGCCUACUUCAGCUCGCCUGUGUGAGCAGGUCAUCGGCUGUCCAUCUGUCCGUUCGUGUGUGUGUGUGUGUGUGUGUCUGUGUGUGUCUGUCAGGACGGGAGUGCGGUACUGGGUGAGGAGGCCAUUCCGGAGAUCCCCCGAGCGGCAGACGAGAAGAUGAUCCCCGUGCACGCAGCUCCAGGUGAGCAACGCAAUGCACAGACAAAACAUAACUCAUGGACGUGCACUCCUCUCUCCUUCCGGCUGUGUGUGUGUGUGCAGGGGCGUCAUUCGCCGCAGCCGUUGCCACCUCCCUGUAUGGUGGCCGACAGCCAUCCAUCUCGCCCUCUCUGCCGCCCAUCAACUUCAUCACCGAACCGUCGACUUCGAGGCGAGGUUACGAAGGCCGGCAGGGAGGAGCCCGUUUCACGACGUUCCAGGAGCCUCAGCUGCCGUGGGAGGGGCUUGUGCCCGUGGGAGAUGUCUACGCGCACGGCAGCAGUAAGCAUGGACGCAAGCUAGCAGGGAGGGAGGGAGGGGAUGACCUUCAUGACGCUGUUUGACGGUACUCAGGCGACUGUGGCGUAUUGGGGCAAGACCUAGACCGGCCAUACCGGCGGAUGCCCGACAAGAUCCUUGUACGCAAGCCGAGACUCACCCAUUUAUUUAUGCCCAUGUGUGUGGUGUGAUUGACCGGUGGGUGUGUCUUGUCCAGGCGCUCGAGAACAGGGGCAUCUGGGACAUCUCGGUGGGCUCCCCACACAACGCCGCACUCGACGUCGAAGGAGCCAUCUGGACAUGGGGUAUGUAUGCGGAAUGCGCAUGGAUUGCGUGCACCUGCCAAUGCGUCCGUUUCUGUCAUUGCGUGCGUUUGCCCACCAGGCUGUCCGGAUGAGUACGCCCUGGGACGAGCUGGCCAAGACUAUGAGCCACGUACGUAUGUAGGCAGCCGAACGGACACCGUACAGUACACGAGUUAUUCGUCAUCUGUUGUGUGCGUGCAGUGGCGGUGCGCCACAUGCCUGUGCCGGUCAAGAAGGUAACUCAACACCGACAGACAGACAAGACAUGAGAAUCUCAAUGUACGUGUUUAUGUGCUGCACCCAUUCAGGUGGUCUGCGGCGACAGCCACACCGCGGCCCUUUCGUUUGAGGGUCAAGUGUACAUCUGCGGCGCGUACAGGGUACAAGUGAUUCACUCGGCCCAUACAUACAUGCAUCCAGUUCUGUCUGUCUGUCUGUCUGUCUGUGUACCUAUCAGGACACGAGUGGCGUCAUCGGCUUCCCGCGCCGUGAGGUGCUCAUCACCGGCCUUCCCGAGUCGGCCUCCGAGGACGAAGUCAGGCGCUGGUUCGGCAAGGUUGUCGGAGAUGUCCAAGAUGUCCGACUCCGCACGGACGACGAGAAGGACGAGAAGUGAGCAAUAUGCAGCACCCUGCCUGCUGUGUGUGUCUCUGUUGGAUAUUGAAGUGUGUUUGUGUGUUUGUGUGGUGGCAGCGUGGCGCGGGUGGCCUUCUGGACCGAAGCUGCCGUCGACCGAGCGGCCCAGCUCCGUAGCACGGUGAGAACGGGAGAAGAUACGUAUGCAUCGCGUAAAGGUGUGCAUUGAGUGCGUUCCCUCUGUCGCUUCAGUUCUUUAAGGCGGUCGUGCCGUGCGUGGCCGAGAAACAGAAGUACCCCGCCAUGGUGCCCGGCCUGGAGGACGUUGAGCAGGUGGCUAGUGGCGACAACCACACCGUCGCCCUCUCAACAGAAGGCGUGGUAGGCAAUUAAACGACAUCCAUGGUCUCACAUGUGGGUGGAUGUAUGGAUGUUUUCUUUGCUCACGGAUGGAUGGAUGGAUGGAUUGCAGCUGAUGGUGCUGGGCAGCAACGAGUUUGGGCAGCUGACGAUGCCCAACUCCCGCCCAGGCGACUUCAUGGCCACAGCCCUGCCCAUGAUGCGCACCACAGAGCAGUAAGCUGGCGGGCUGAGGCGGCACCAUAGGUGUUUUGCCUCUGUGAAUGCGCACUCCCAUCAGGUUGGGGAUCGAUGGCCGCAUGACGCGCGUGUGGGCGUUCGGCAACGUGACCUUCAUCGCCGCCGACACGGGACGGGCCGGCAUCAGAUACUACGGGUAAGCUGAGCAAGCAGCAAGGAAUGUAUGCAAUCAACAAACGAAGUGUGCCGUGUGCUAUGGGUGGAUGUGUGGUACGUCAGCUGUGGCAUCAACAGCCGGGGGGAGCUGGGCUUGGGCGUUGUGUGCGAGUUCGUUGACACCGUGACGGAGGUCACUGCCUUGAGGAACAAACACGUACGCGCCACAACCGCAAUGAACACGCAUUCAUGUGUGCAUUGAAUGUGUGUGUCGUGUAUUAUUCUGGCAGAUCACACACAUGGCGGGCGGUGCGCAUCACACCGUGGCCCUACUCGACGACGGCUCCUUCAUGAGUUGGGGGAAGCGUAAGCAUUCAGCCACCGACACACAAGCAAGCAUCACCAGCUCGUCCAUGUCUGUUGGUGCGUCCGUGUAUGUGUGUGUUUGUGUGUGUGUGUGUGUGCAGAGGAGCUGACAGGGACGGGCACGCCAGGCAAGGAGGUCCCGAUGGCGCUGCCCCUCAUGACCACGCGUGUGAGAGUAAGUACAUACACCGGGCAGCAGAGUGACUGAGCGACACAGCCACACACAUGACGGCAUGACCGUGUUUGGUCGCUCAGGGUGUCAGGCUCGCCACGAUUGGCGCGGGCGAGACGCACACUCUGGCCACAACGACCAACGGCGAUGUGCUCAGCUGGUAUGCCCGCACAUGUCACUUAAGUGAGGCCACACAUCCACAGCUGCUGUGUGGUGUGUGAUGCUGUCUCUCAUGGUGUCAGGGGUUUCGGCGGGUGCUAUCAGCUAGGCACCAGUUUGUCGCGGCUCUCCACGGACAAGGCCUUCCCGGAUGUGCGGAGCGUCACCGAGCUGGCCCCCUACUGCAUCGAGUCGAAGCAGCUGUGUGACAUGUUCGUCCUGAAGGUGGGUGGUCUUCGUCCAUUGGUUGGUUCAUUCAUUCAGACACGUCAUGUAUGUAUCACUCCUGUACUGCUUGUUGGGCGUGCUGUGUCAGGCGGACGGCAGCGCACAGCACUCGAUAGAGCUGGUAUGCAUGUGUGUCAUCUGGUUGUCGUAGACAAACUUACUUCCUCUGUGCACUUAGGCGUGGACCGGCAAGUGGGAGCGGCUACGUCCAUUCCAGCCCACCGCUGUAAACAGUCACCGAGCUUGUCAACUCCUUCUUCUCACGCACUCGGUAUCCCUCAUUCCUCUCUGUCUGUUUGUUGCAGGCCGUUGCACCGAGUGACGGCGGCAUGCGCGAGGACACGGAAGAGGUAAUCGAUCCGACAGGCACAUAACAUGACAUGCAUCCACCCAUCCAUGGGCAAUCUGCUUUGGUGUAGGCGGAAGCCCCUGACCGCCCCUUCUUCGGCCCUCACCUUCCGCUCUUCGGCCGAGACGCAACAUCGACAUUCGGCCCGGUCCAGUCCCCACCGAUUGUCGAGCUCUCCUUUCAGGGCAGCAGUCCGUCCCUCCCGUCCUUCCAGUCCGCCCCCCUCUUCGGCCUACCCCAGCAGGCCGACAAGGACAGUGGGACAGCAGCACCAGCAGCAGGAGCAGCAGAAGGGGCGGCAUCGGCAUCGCCCUCAUCCUCAUCCUCUUCGCGGAGACGCGGACGGCGGGGGCGGCUGUCGGGGCCAUCGCUGUCCUUCGGCACCGGGGUUCUUACUGGCCACCAAGGGAGUGGGGCGGGGGCAGCUCUUUUUUCAGCAGCAGCAGCAGCAGCAGCUUCUUCUUCUCCAUUUGCUGCCGGCGGUGCGCAGCAGGGUGGUGAGGGGGGUUUCGGGCCAACCCAGGAGGGCGUGCAGCUGUUCCAGGGUGCCACGGGGGAUCUUCAGUACGGCAGCAGCGGUGAGGCACGUGGGCAGGCGACCACAAGGGGAGAAAGUGCGUGCAUGGAUGACUGACUGACUCUCUGGCUUUGUCUGGUUGUUGUUGAGCAGCUUCCAGUGGCCGCCGCCGACAGGAUGAAGGAGAGGAGGAGGACGACAGUUGGAUGGACGCGAAACGAAAGCGACGCUGAAAACGGUGAGACGGGUUUCUGACCAUCCAACUGCGUUUUCAGCGUCGAUCAGUGGGUGUCGACCACUGCUUUCGUUCGUGUGGUUUCUGCAGAGAAAGCGAAACGAGUCGGGCUGCAUGAGCCGUCCGCCCUUGCUUCCGUCCAUUCCAGCUUCCGUGUGCGAAUGGCUGUGCGACCAUGGACAGAGACGUGUGUACGGACACCAGGGCAACAGGAGGGAGAGGUGUGAGAUCUUCCGAUCUUUUGGCCGUCCCUGAUUACGAGGGACAUGUAUGUCGUGUUGCGUACACGUACUUGUUGCGUGUCUGACUGACUCGUCAGCGGUCAAUUUUGCCAUCCGUGUUGCGCUCGAUAGUGCUGCGCCCUGCACUAACUUGACCCGACUUGACAGAACAGCUGACCUGAUUAGUGUAGUUGAGUGCUGUCUGACUUGACGGGUGGUGGACAGAAUCAUCGGAACAACCUGGCCUGCAGUGUGAGCCAUUUGUGCGUGGUAACACCGUAAACCACAUAAUCGAUU
Vitrella brassicaformis is the source of this 5212-nucleotide messenger RNA. The record is from the annotation of a GenBank genome assembly. Lineage: Eukaryota; Vitrellaceae.